UAUUACACUGUUGAAAUAGGAUCAAAUUUACUAAAUUGUAAUGCCUUCAUUAAAUACGUGUUUAUAGUCACACACCCACAAAUGCAUGUAGUAUGGUCAAAUUGAGCUGGUAACAUGUGCCUUUCAAAUCAUUAAGGCAAGAAAGCAAAAAACAAUAACUUUUAAAUACUCUCCUUGGGAAAUGAAUACGACAAAUGUGGGAUGUAGGGCCUUAUGAGUAUAGGGCCUUAAACUGUGUUCCUAUAAUGUUUUAGCGUUCCAAGUGUUUAGUAGGAGAUGGUCACGUGCUGCAUCAACAUUGAGCAACAGUGUUGCAGCCAGAGUAAAGAACCAUUCAUAAAGAAUGUGACAUAAGCCCGUUGCCAGAUAGGAAUUUGACAUGUGUUAUAUAAGAGUUUCUAAACCAUGUUGAUAUAAGCAGGGACAUUUAACUUAUUUAAAAGUACAUAACUAUAGCUACUCUACCCUUCAAUCAGCAUUGCCAUGCAUGCAGUCGACAAGACAUAACAUUGUAUUUCUUCCCUGCUGUAGCUUAUACAAAGUUGAAUUUCCAAUAUGGUAGAGAGGUUGUUGUUGGACUGUGGACUGUUGUCAUGUCCCCGCAGUGCCUGUAGUGGUGCUGUGAGGAGUCUGCUGUGGACUAAUCUAAAAUCCUCAGCAGCUCCCACCUGCUAAUGUUUGCUGUGGAUAAUCUACAUUUACAUGCAUCAGUAUUUUCAAUGAUAUUGCAUUCAGAUAGGAACAUUAUUAGUUACUUAAAAUAUCGAAUAUCGAUGCACAAAUAGGCGAGCUGGUUGUAAUAGGCACUUCUACUCUAUCAGGAGCGAAUACCUUACACAGCCUAUACAAAUUGAAGCUGAUGUUCUCAAGGACCAGAGUCACGUGAUGUAUGAGGGCAAACACAUCCACUUCUCGGAGGUGGACAAUAAGCCAUUGUGCUCAUACAGCCCAAAGCUCUGCAAGCAGCGCAGACUCAAUGGCUAUGCCUUCUGUAUCCGUCAUGUCCUGGAGGAUAAGACCGCUCCCUUCAAGCAAUGUGAAUAUGUGGCCAAGUACAACAGCCAACGAUGCACCAACCCCAUCCCCAAGUCUGAGGACCGCAGAUACUGUAACAGCCACCUCCAAGUCCUUGGCUUUAUCCCCAAGAAGGAGCGGAGGAAGAAACACAAUGCAUUGGAGGAGAUGCGCUCAACACCUCACCUGGAGUCAGUGGCUCUUAACAUAACUGUACCCUCGCUAGCUCUGAAGGCCUCCAAUGGCCUGGACGAGCUGCCGCCCUCUCCACCCUGCAUCCGUCUGCUACCCCUCCCAGAUGGGGAGCUCCUGGACCCUUUUGCCUUCUACGAGGAGGACACUGAUGGGGAAGAGGGCCCUCCUCGGAAGGGCUCCACCGUCAGGAACAAACUACACAGUCGACUGGUGCUCAGCCAGAAACUCCAGCUCCCCCAUCACGACAAUGCCCUCCUCCAACCACCUCCGGAGCACUUUAGCCCCUCUCCUCUUACCUGUGUGCACCGCUCUUCACCCCUCCAUCCUCAUCUUCCCUGUCAGCAGCAGACAGGACUCCUCCAGCCCUCCACUAUACCUUCGUUUGUCCUCCCUGGACAGCUGCAGACAGGACUCCUCCAGCCCUCCACUAUACCUUCGUUUGUCCUCCCUGGACAGCUGCAGGGUUUAUUAUGUAAGCUAGCUCCACCUCAGAUUCCCGCCUUUCUGCCUGUCGGACUGCCGCCCAACACAGCUCCCAGUCCGCUGCAGUCCUCCUGUCCCCCCCUCGGCAGUAAAGCUCUGUUCACUGCCACGCACUUGCCAUCCAGUAGCUGGGACAGCACUCAGCGUCAUUUGGUGGCCAUGCGUCCGGCUGCCUUCUCACCUCCCCUUGCCUGCAUGGCAAGGUUACAGCAUCUGGUGCAGCUCUGCACCCAAAGACAUCAGGAGCAUGGAGACCUCUUCCAUCAUCUAGGGUUGGACUGGUCUGAAGACAGUUCAGAGGAUGAUGAAGUGGAGGCAGAGAGAGUUCCACCCUAUCACAAUGCCUGGAGACUACAGGAAGGACACCUUCGGGAUGUCUCAGAUGAAGAUGCUGGCGGCUCGCGGAGAACGCGGCUGGCUCGGCUGUGCUCAUACCUCCAGGAGAAAUACAAGCACCUGUGCAGGCAGGAGAGGGCUACCAUGCGCCAGAAGAAAUACCACUAUGCCUUCCGCAAAGCCCUGUUGCGCGCCGCCAGUAAAGACCCUGACUGUGCUGGCCAGUUGAUUCAGAAGUUGCGCAAGGUCUCCCAGACCUCAAGUGCGCCAGGGCAGCAGGAGACGGGAAUCUGCACUGGAAGCACCAAGGGCCAGGCAUGUAGCAGCCGAGCUCUACCCUUCACCCGACACUGCUUCCAGCACAUUCUGUUGAAUCGCUCCCAGCAGCUCUUCUCCAGUUGCACAGCCAAAUUUGCAGAUGGACAACAGUGCUCCAUUCCUGUGUUUGACAUCACGCAUCAGACACCGCUCUGUGAGGAGCAUGCCAAAAAGAUGGACAAUUUCCUGCGUGGAGACGGUAACCGAAGAGUGCAGCACCAGCAGCAGCAGCAGCAGCGAAAGCCGCGUAAGAAGACCAAACCGCCUGCACUCACCAAGAAACACAAGAAGAAGAGGAGGAGAGGGCCGUGGCGGCCCCAGAAGCCCAUCCCACCGGCGCUGCCCCAGGGGAACCUGGGAAUGCCUUCCUCCUCCAGCCUGACCAUGCCCACCCAGGCCAACAUCAGGAGUCCCUCGACGCCUGAACUGAGCACUGAUGAACUUCCCGAUGACAUCACCAAUGACAUGUCAGACAUUCCAAACGACCUCGAGCUGAACCAGGAGGAUUUCUCGGACGUGUUACCCAGGCUCCCCGAUGACCUUCAGGACUUUGACUUGUUUGAAGGUAAGAAUGGGGAGCUGCUUCCCACCACAGAGGAGGCAGAGGAGCUGGUGAGAGCACUACAGGCUGGGCUGAUGGGCUCCUACCCAGACUCCCUGGUGUGCCUGACCUCCAUGGCGGAGAUGGCGCAGGCAGAUGGCGUGGACCACCGGGCCAUGGCAGCAGUGUUCCCUGGGCCAGGGGUCCAGCCGGGGGGGAUGGGGGACCUGCUUAACGGCCGCAUCCCCGUAGAGAACUUCUCCAAUCUGGAGCUGGAGGACAACCUGCUGCACUCUGCUGGUGGCCACUUCUCCCCCUCGGUGUCUCCUCAGCAGCCCCCUGCCCAAGGCCAGACUCCUCCCUCGGGACCCAGCCUCACCUCCUCCACCCGCACAGUCCCCCGGACACACCCGCCCCACAUCUUGGCCAAGCCGGAGGCGCCCACAUCGUCUCCUCAGGGCAACCAUUACUGCAGCGAGCAUGUACCAUCCCCCUACAACGACCACAUGUCCUCUCCCCACUCCACCUCCUUUCAGACUGACUCUCCUCUCCUGCUGGAGGUACCAAGUACCCCACGCUCCUCCUGGAACAACCUCCCCCUGGCCCUCACUGACCCCACACAGUUCGGCAACCUCAUCAGACCAGAGGGCCACCUCGUAUCCACCUCUCUGUCCACUCCCCCCUCCUCCCACUCUGUGACCCUACAGCCCAUGGCUGCCCUCUCAGCGUUGCCCCAGAGCGGCUUGACGGGCUUGACUGCGCUCCCCGCCCCCUCGCCACCACACGACCUCUUGAUUUCCACCCUUCCCAAGCAGCAGCUCCCUCAGUUCAGUGCUGCCUUCGGCCACCAACUGGCCUCCCACAGUGGCAUCCCCAAGGACGUGCAGCCCAGUCACAGCUCCACAGCGCCCCCCACUGGCUUCUCCAUAGCUAGUGCCACCGCUGCAAGUGCCAACAGUGCAACGCCCCCCUUUCCACACAGUAACUAGAGCAAGCCGUGCACAGUACAAUGGCUGUAGGUCAAACCGUGGACUCUAGAAACGUAUUCACCCAGUGUCCAUUCAUUUCCCUUCUGCUUCAAGUGUGCACCUAACGCUUCACUAUUCUACUGGAAUUUGCACAACCUCAGAUAUUCCUUAACCGUGUAAUGAUUUGGUGGUAAUAUAGCCAGUUGGCCACCUGAAAGGGUCCAGUGGUUUGAUGUAAACGCAGCUCCCGAGUUUCGCCAGCAGGGGGCAGAGUGUGUGUGUGUGUGUGUGUGUGUGUGUGUGGAGGGAGGUGGUUCAGUAGAAACAUCAAAUGUUAUUUGUCACAUGCUUGGUAAACAACAGGUGUAGACUAACAGUGAAAUGCUUACUUACGAGUUCCUUUUCCAACAAUGCGGAGUUCAAGAUACAAUAGAAAUAGUGACACGAGGAAUACAUGGAUUGAUGUGGGGGAACAUUGAAGGAUGGACUUUAGGAGAGAUUAUUUAUAUCCUAGUGAAAACGACAGUGCUAGAGAAUACGGAGACAAAGCGUCAAUCAAUGGUCAAUUAAAAAAAUAAAAUAAUAAUAUUGCCAGUUUAGUCGUGUCUGACAUCCAUGAACAACACUCCCAUGUGUAUUAUUUGGACAGUGAAGCUAAAACUUUUAAUUUGGCUCUAUACUCCAGCAUUUUGGAUUUGAGAUUAAAUUAGAAACAAAAGCACUUUAUGUGUAUGUAUCUAGACUCCGAUUUGAAUGUGUCAUAAGUAUUUGGACUAAUUCACUUGUGUAUUAAAGUAGUCAAGUUUAGUAUUUGGUCCCAGUUUCCUAGCACACAUCAAGCUUGUGGCUGCAUUCUAGUUUGUUUUGUUGAUGCUUCAGAUUAUGUUGUGCCCCCAUAGAAAUGAAAAGUAAAUCUUGUAUGGUCACUUUUAUAUAUAGAAUGUUUCUAAACACUUCUACAAAAAUGUGAGUGAGUUCGAGGCACAAAGUUUAUACUCCCAAGACAUGAUAACUGGAUGUUAGCAUUUUAUAUCAUACCCACAAGACAUGAUAACGGGAUGUUAGCAUUUUAUAUCAUACCCACAAGACAUGAUAACGGGAUGUUAGCAUUUUAUAUCAUACCCACAAGACAUGAUAACGGGAUGUUAGCAUUUUAUAUCAUACCCACAAGACAUGAUAACCCCUCUCCAUUACCGGGAUGUUAGCAUUUUUUGGUGUUCGUAUGAUAUUUAUGCCUCUUAACUUUCUCACUCAUUAUUCAUGGUUAACUGUAAUCAUGGUAUUUUAUCUUUAUUAUUUAACUAGGCAAGUCAGUUAAGAACAAAUUCUUAUAUUCAAUGACGGCCUAGGAACAGUGGGUUAACUGCCUGUUCAGGGGCAGAACGACAGAUUUGUACCUUGUCAGCUCGGGGAUAUGAACUUGCAACCUUCCGGUUACUAGUCCCAACGCGCUAACCACUAGGCUACCCUGCCGCCUCCACAUUUAAUGUAGAAUGUUGUGUUCAGAAACAUUAUUUACCAUUUUAAUAUGAAUGGGGCACAAAAUAAUCUGAAACGCACAUUUUAAAUGCAUCCAACAAGUUUGUAGAGUCACAAGGUUGAUGUAAUCAUUGCGUGCUACGUUACACCUUUUGACCACUUUAAUACACAAGGGAAUUUUUCCAGAUACUAAUGAGGGGCACUAGAUACAUGACGUGUUUUCAUUUCUAAACGGUAAAACGGAUGUGUGUGAAUGUAUCCUCAAAUUCAAGGUGACAUUCUGUUGCCUCGUACGAAACAGUCAAAUUAAACGUCUCCUCAAAUCCAAAAUGCUGGAGUAUAGAGCCAAAUUAAACGUUUUCUCUUCACUGUCCCAAAUAAAUACGUAGGGUAGUGUACCCUGCCUUGCUAUGGUCAUUGCGUGGGUUCAUCUGUUCCAUUCACCUUUUUGAAAGAGAUUGUAAGGUAGGUCCUUGUAUGCGGGUGACCCAUUGUGAAGCAACAGAGGAAAUGGCUCCGCCAUCUUACCAUGGUGUAGUCCUGUCCUCCAUCACUUAACAGAGAAUUUGGCCAAACCACUUUUAAACAGCGUUUUAUUUUCAAUAUAUUGUGUAUAUAUUUGCUCUAUUAUUGGGUCACUCAGAAACGUAAAAGAUCUAUUGACCUCACCAUUGUGGGACUCCUUAUGGGUGCCCUAUUAGCCACUUGAAGGUAAAUUGUGUUACUUUAAGCAAUAAACACAUUGGCACACACUCUUGUCACAGUGUUGAAUUGGUCUCCACUUUAUGUAUCUUCACUAUGUAAUCCAAAAACCGAUGUGGACCAGAUAUGUUUGGGCCUGUGUAACUCUCUGUGACAUAAACCGUUUGUUCUAAAUCAAGUCUGACCUGUCUGAGUAGAGAGAGACUGUAACUGACCAUUGAACAGGAUGCUUCUCUUAGGUCAUACUGAGUAGUUAUUGCAAGGGGCCAAAUCCAUGGGCUCGGGUGUCCACAACUCUCCAUGGUGCUCUUGCUAUAUAAUGGCAUCUUAAAAGGACAUUCAAGGAUAUGGUCCCAUCUAGAUAGAAACUACUUAAGGAACCUGGGGGGGUAUACACUGAGUAUACCAAACAGUAGGACACCUUCCAAAUAUUGAGUCCCCCCUCCCUCUCUCUCUUUUAACUCUCAGAAUGUCCUCAAUUUGUCGGGGCAUGGACUCUACAAGGUGUCAAGCGUUCCACAGGGAUGCUGGACCUUGUUUGAUGUCCUUUCGAUGGAGGACCAUUCUUGAUACAUGAGAAGCUGAGCAUGAACCUAGCAGUGCUUCAGUUGACUCAAACCGGUGCGCCUGGUACCUACUACCAUAACCCCGUUCAAAUGCACUUACAUCUUUUGUCUUGCCCAUUCACCCUCGGAUUGUGUACGUGUGCCAUUCAAUGUCUCAAUUGUGAUUGAGGCUUAAAAAUCCCGUAACCUGUCUCCAUCCCUUCAUCUACACGGAUUUGAAGUGGAUUUAACAAGCGACAUCAUUAAGGGAUCAUAGCUUUCACCUGGUCCGUCUGUCAUGGAAAGAGCAGGUGUUCUUAAUGUUUUGUCCACUCUGUAACUCCCCCCUCAGUAAAGGACCAGAAAGUCAUCUUUCACUAGUCUAGCUGUGUAUAUGGAUACGUAGGAUGGGUAUAUGGACAUGUGAAAUGAUGCCCCCUUUGUUUUAGCAUCUUAUCUGUUUUGUGUGUUAAGUGUGACACCAUUGGCGUAAACUGGUGCAAUGAGCAUUUCUGAGGUAUAGAUAGCACUGUCUGUUGUACUAAAUAAAUACAUAUUCUCAGGUGCAUUAUGGUCAAUGAAGCAUGGGUUUCAAUGUUAACUGUUAAGGAAUGAGGAUGGAAUUAACCAGACAACUCUGCCCUGUCUGGUUUUAAACUCUACAGUAGUAAAUCAUGGAUUUUUAUUUUUAUUUAUUUUUAGAAACGGAAAGACUACUCAUUGUUAAGUAUUAGAUAUAUUUAUAGGGUAGAGGUCUCUACAGUUGAGGUUUUAUUGUGAGUUAAUGAGUGGCAAUGGAUUGAAAAAUGAAGUCAGUCUUUUGUGAUACGCUUGAUGGACACCUUUUUGUGGAACACCCCUUGUUUUAACGGCGAUCAAAACUCUUGUAGUUUCUCUUCAAAGUGAAAUGAUCGAUUGUUUGUGUACAUUGUCAUUUAGCUAACCAAACUGGCAAAAUGUCUAAUGUAAGACAGUAUUUUUGAUAGCUAUUAAACUCUGGCAAGUAGUUGCUGCUGAGAGACUGGGGUUGCAUGGCGAGACAACUUUACAGCUGAGUGCAAGGCCACAACAUUUCUCCCUUAUUGUGAUUAGCAGAUCUCUUGUUAGCAGUAAAUCAAGCCAUAGCAUUAUUUUUUCUCGCAUAUAUGUAUGUGUGUGUGUAUAUAUAUAUAUAUAUAUAUAUAUAUAUAUAUAUAUAUAUAUAUAUAUAUAUUGCACAUAACAGCACCCGUAUUAAUUUUGGAUUUGGAACACACCCCUGACCUGCUCUAAACAGCACUGUGGGAGGCCAGAUACUCCCAGUAAGCAUCGUGCCUUUUGUCAUGAUGCGAAAAACUAACAGCUGCCAUUAACUGCACACACACUGCUUAGAACCGAGCAGGCCCCACUUUCAACUGUGAGAAGGCCUAGUUAUUUCAAAGAGACCGACAUUACCAGAGCAGAUGCUUCAAGUUUCAGUUUCUUUUUUUGCUUGACCACAGCAUUGUUCCUAGAUGUACAGCCCCUAGGAAAUAGGUGGGCUGGAAUGUUUUCUUGAAUUUUCGCAAGCAAGGCGACACUGCUGUAUUCACAAAAGCAUGAGAUUAGAUUCAUUGCAGUUUGACUCCUCACCAACCAUAUAGAACAAACUAAGCAGGGCUCUGUAGGCACUUGUAACUGCUUGAAAUCUGAGAGAUUGGCUGACAAAUCCCUAUACUCAUUGAAUGUACUGUAUUACUGUUUUUAAAGAUGAUAGGAUGAGCUAAUAAUAAUCUAGUCACCUUUUGUUAUCGGUCCUUGUAUAAUUUGUCUAAGGUAUUUUUUUUGUAUACAAAGGUUUACAUUUUUAUGUCUAUUUUUCUUGUGUACAAAUGAUGUAAUAUGUGUAUAAACACUGUAUGGAAUGUGUAUAUAGUGUGAUAAAAUGUGAUCUUUUGUUUUUGGAUGUAUAAAUAAAACUUGCUGUGAGGUA
Molecule: messenger RNA, 8532 nt
Organism: Oncorhynchus mykiss (rainbow trout)
Lineage: Eukaryota; Metazoa; Chordata; Actinopteri; Salmoniformes; Salmonidae
Product: INO80 complex subunit D
Cellular component (GO): nucleus
Source: RefSeq, a predicted model, not a curated record